AUGCUUGUGCCUCCAGACAAUCUUGGCUUGAUAGAGCCAGGUGUAUACCGAUGCCUGAAGCUUGAGGCAGACCACACACCAUUCUUGGCCACGCUACAACUCAAUUCGAUUGUUCUUCUUGACGCAGCAAAGCCGCCGAGGAAUUUGAAGGCCUUCUUGGAGGAGAAUGGCGUUAAAUUGUUUAAGCUAGGGGGCCUCAAGAUCACAAGUCACAGUGCUUAUGGCAAGGACAGCGAUAAGGCCGAGAAGUCAACCGAUUCUCAACUGUCGGUCGGGAAGGGUGAGAUCGAGGUGAUACCCUUAGACAGCAGCAGUGGAACCAGCAACGAGAACAAUCUGUGGAUGCUCAUUGAGCCUGGAUUAAUAGAGGGUGCCUUCGAGAUAAUCUUAAACAAAAACAGACACAACGUGUUAGUGGUGGAUCUGUCGCUGACGUUAGUUGGUAUCCUCCGACGUAUUCAGAAAUGGAACUUCAAUUCCAUCGUCAAUGAAUACCGUAUCUACACGGGAAACUCAAGUAAAAAUAACUACAACGCUGAGAAUUUUUUAGAGCUAAUAGAAGUGGAGUUGGUUCCGUUCGAAGUCGAUCAGUGGUUGCGAAACAAACGGGACAAAAACCUGGAGGUCUCGGAGUCGAAAGGGUCUAUCGCGUCCAUCGGCAGUAAUCGCCGCGUCAGAAAUUCCGUGGAUGAAGGCGAUGCAACAAAUGACGAUGGUGACGUAUCGGCCGAUGAUUACGAAGACGACAUGGACGACGAUCUUCUUCUGGCAUCGCCUCAAAUCCCUGCUAAUUUGCUCAAACUAGUGGAACAGCGGAAAAACGAAGAGCUGGAAUCCGUUGCAGCGUCUCCAGGAACACCGCCCGAGCACAGAAUUUCUAAUCUCCUGCUCGAAAAGCCGUUGCCUGGAAGUAGUGGAAGCAGGAAUAACAGUUUUAGCGGAGACAAUAUCAACCUAGCUGCACACCGCCGAAAACUGUCUAUCGACACCAGAAUCACCCGGCCAGGCAACUUGAGGUUUCGCAAACCCAGUUUUGAAGCUAAAUCACCAGGACGCAGGUCGUCCUUUGAAAGCAGUCUUCGCCAUUACAGACUUGAGCGGGAGAGAUCCGGUGGCCCUGAGGACUUAGCCAAAACUAAGGAACUUUACGGAUUCCAAUACUACAAACCACGGGUUGUUGCAAAGUCAUCAUUUGUUGAGCCUAUCAAACUUCAUCUCCCACCUGAGCAUAAGCUUCCCGAAUGGUUUACUAGGGGAAGAGAUUUUUGGGAGAAUCAGUACAGAGAAUUAAAUUCGUGA
Candidozyma duobushaemuli is the source of this 1299-nucleotide messenger RNA. RefSeq lists its product as uncharacterized. Gene Ontology annotation, molecular function: phosphatase activity. The record is from RefSeq and is a predicted model, not a curated record. Bases 1 to 1299 code for a protein of 432 amino acids. NCBI's taxonomy places the organism in Eukaryota, Fungi, Ascomycota, Pichiomycetes, Serinales, Metschnikowiaceae. The transcript has a single exon.